Molecule: messenger RNA, 843 nt
Organism: Paramecium tetraurelia
Lineage: Eukaryota; Ciliophora; Oligohymenophorea; Peniculida; Parameciidae
Exons: 4
Source: RefSeq, a predicted model, not a curated record
AUGAAUGAAGAAAUCGAUCAUCAUUUAGAAAUGCAAGAGACUAAUGCUAUGUUGCUUUAGUAAUUUGAAAAAGUGACAGAACAAUAAGAAGCAGAGACUCCAAAUAAAUAUUCUGAUCAUUCAGAUCCACCUUCGCCCACUAAAUAAAAAUCUAAAAAGAAGGAAAGAAUUGUUGAGAAGCUAUUAUAAAAUAGAGCAAAAUUCAAUGACAGGACAGCGUUAUUUAAUUUAAUCAACACUUUACAAAUGGUUAUAACUCUAUACAAUCUUAGCUCAAUUAUUAAUAUAGAAGGAUAAACAAAUUUAAAAUUUUAUGACACCACUCAGAUCUAUAGCUAUUAUGUUUGGAAUAAACAAGGAUUCUCUGUUUACUACUUGAUUAUCAUCUUGAUUAUGGUUCACAUUUUAAAAUUGUUAACAUGUUUGGUGGGUUAUUUUUGUGUUGUGCAAAAGAGUGAAAAACUGUUAACCAUCUUCAUGAUGUUAACUUUCACUUGUGUCAUCACUAGAGGAAUCAUAACUAUAUUAUUACUAAUAGAUUAUAGUUAGAUAGAACUCACCUAAUCAUAUAUAUACGGAGAUUCGGAUAAAGUAGCAUAAUCUUAAGGAGUGUAAUUUAUCAUAGUUUUGGUCCUUUUUGUUGCAGUAGAGAUAAUCAUGGGUUUGUAGAGUCUCUUAUUGGCAGGCUAGGCUAAGAAGAAAUAUAAAUCUAUGCGUAUCAACGAAAAGAAAAUUGCUGCUCAUUAUUCAAUUGCUUAUUAAAUCAUGUUAAGGUAAUUUGUAAUUUGAUUUGUUGUAUAAUAAAUAUCGAUAUUAUGUAUAUAAAAUAUUGGACAUUCAUAA